AUGGAGAAAGAGGUCAGUGCGGUGGCGGAGUCGGGAGAGAAAUCCCUGACUAACAGUCAAGCGAGAGUUUUGAAUGCAAUCAAAGAGAAACUUGUCAGGCAGAUUAUUGAUUUGCAGUCAUUCAUUAUAAGUUCCAGUGUACAAUACAAUGAAGAUGCUGUUGAAAUUUUGGAGAGCGCUAUCAAGCGCUAUCAAGAACCGGGUAGAUCCACGUCCAUGUGCAUCAACGAUGUGAUCAACACCAUUGAAUUCUAUAAAAAGUCUGGCAAUCAAGUGGUUGGAGUGUGUAUUGAUAUGGAGAAGGCGUACGAUUAUACGAACAUAAAUCAGUUGGCGGUAUUAAUGUUUCGGAAAGGGUAUAAUCCACACAUAAUCAAAUGGAUUGUGGACAGUAUGAAACGCAGACAGUUGGAGUUGUGUGAGAGUAGAAGAAUUGUAGUUAAUGGUCUUCCCCAAGGAAGUGGUAUCAGCCCGUUGCUCUUUAAUAUCGACGUGUCUUCCCUGCAUGACAUCAAUUCCAGUAACAUCGACAUCUUUCAGUUUGUGGAUGAUUUCUUCUUGGUUUGCCACCACAAAAACUUCCAAAAAGGUAGUGAAAUUCUCACUGAAAGAAUUAGCCGCUUCCACGAGGACUGUAAACGGCUAGGUCUGGGUUUUAAUAUGAAUAAAAUUAACACCGUUCACUUCUCAAGAAGGCCUAAACAAAUGAGUAUAUGCAUUAAUGGUAUUUCAAUCAAGCAGGUGGCAAACAUCAAGUAUCUGGGUCUCGUCAUUUCUGCUGGCGGCUCUUCUAAGAUACACAUCGACGAAGCUACAACAUCGACAGAUAAAGUUAACAACUUCCUUCACAUUUUGAGUGGAUGCAGCUUUGUAAUCUCCCCAGCCAUAGCCAUGCAUUUCUACAAGGCGUUUGCCAGAGCAAAAUUGGAGUAUGGAGCAUCUGUAUUAUCCCAUCUUACAAAAGCAACUGCUAGUAAAAUCAAGACUAGUACGCACAAGUUUUUACGCAGGGCUUUGGGUCUCAUCCAUUCCACACCUGUACCCAUUUUAUAUCAGCUUGCGUGUGAAUUACCCCCAAAAUACAGAUUUGAGCUGGCAACAGCCAAGGAGUUAGUCAAAGCCAAGGCCUUUGGAUUGCCAAGUCUGGAGAAUAUCAGGCGUAUGCAGAACAGAACAACUAGUUAUACGAUAGUGUUUGACAAGUAUCAGCAAAUUGUAGAAAAUGUGGCAACGAUACGAAUCAUGCCCGUUGCAAGCAAGCGUAUUUCAAGUGAUGUGGACUUCUUUGAGGGUGUAGGCUCUAGAAAAAGAGGUGUAAGUGAGGAGGUGGUGAAACAACUUGUUCGAAAGAAAAUAAGCAAGAUUCAGGAGUCUGGCAUAGACAUUUUUUUCACAGACGGUUCGGUGACGGUUUAA
Musca vetustissima is the source of this 1416-nucleotide messenger RNA. RefSeq lists its product as uncharacterized. Bases 1 to 1416 code for a protein of 471 amino acids. NCBI's taxonomy places the organism in Eukaryota, Metazoa, Arthropoda, Insecta, Diptera, Muscidae. The record is from RefSeq and is a predicted model, not a curated record. The transcript has 3 exons.